CCGGGGAUGCCGCCGCCGCCGUAGGGGCCGCGGCCGCCGCGGCACGGGCCAUAGGGAGAGACCGGACCGGACCGGACAGGAUCAGACCGGAUCAAACCGGAUCGGACCGGAUCGAACCGGAUCAAACCGGACCGGGCCAUGUCGGGGCGCGACAGCGUCCAGAUCCCCGACGACCGGGACUUCGUCGCGUUCCGGGCGCUGUGCGAGUCCGAGCGCGGCUGGAGCCUCACGUACAGCAAGGGGGGGGUGUCGGUGUGGGUGCAGCUCCGGGAGCCCGAGCGAGACCUGCACAAGAUCAAGUGCAGGAUGGAGUGCCGGGACGUGCCGGCAGAGACGCUCUAUGAUGUGCUGCACGACAUCGAGUACCGCAAGAAGUGGGACACCAACGUCAUCGAGACCUUUGACAUCGGGAAGCUCACUGUCAACUCCGACGUGGGCUACUACGCCUGGAAGUGCCCCAAGCCCCUCAAGAACAGGGAUGUCAUCACCCUGCGCUCCUGGCUGCCCAUGGGCAACGACUACAUCAUCAUGAACUACUCCGUCAAGCACCCUAAGUACCCCCCGCGGAAGGACAUGGUCCGAGCUGUCUCCAUCCAAACGGGAUACUUGAUUGAGGGCACGGGGGCCAAGAGCUGCACCAUCACAAACCUGGCACAGGUGGACCCCAAAGGUUCCCUUCCUAAGUGGGUGGUGAACAAAUCCUCACAGUUCCUGGCUCCCAAGGCCAUGCGCAGGAUGUACAAGGCCUGCCUCAAGUACCCCGAGUGGAAGCAGCGGCACGAGCCGCACCUGAAGCCCUGGCUGUUCCCGGAGCAGAGCCGGCUGCCGGCGCUGGCGCUGUCCGAGCUGUCCCUGCAGCACGCGGACUCCCUGGAGAACAUCGACGAGAGCUCCCUGCCCGAGAGCCGCGAGGAGCGAGGCGAGGCCAGCGACGAGGACAGCCUCAACUGAGCCCCCCCCUAUGGGGCUGUCUGUGCCCCAUCACCCCAUGGGGGCUCUGUGGUCCAUGUGUCCCCAUCACCCCAUGGGGGUCUGCGGUCCAUGUGUCCCCAUCACCUUAUGGGAUUCUAUGGUCUGUGUGCCCCAUCACCCCAUGGGGCUCUAUGGUCCAUGUGUCCCCCUAUCCCAUGGGGCUCUAUGGUCCAUGUGUCCCCAUCACCCCAUGGAGGUUCUAUGGUCC
Molecule: messenger RNA, 1180 nt
Organism: Melopsittacus undulatus (budgerigar)
Lineage: Eukaryota; Metazoa; Chordata; Aves; Psittaciformes; Psittaculidae
Product: START domain-containing protein 10-like
Exons: 6
Coding region: 139-951 (270 amino acids)
Cellular component (GO): membrane; intercellular canaliculus; microvillus
Molecular function (GO): lipid binding
Source: RefSeq, a predicted model, not a curated record